Messenger RNA from Acanthamoeba castellanii str. Neff, 1164 nucleotides. RefSeq names its product zinc finger, C3HC4 type (RING finger) domain containing protein. Lineage: Eukaryota; Discosea; Longamoebia; Acanthamoebidae. Gene Ontology annotation, molecular function: protein binding. The record is from RefSeq and is a predicted model, not a curated record. The coding region runs from base 1 to 1164 and encodes 387 amino acids. The transcript has 7 exons.
AUGGACGCGCACGAUGAGGACCUGCGGUUGGCUCUCGAGCUCUCCCUGGUGGAGUCGCUCCAAGCCCCAGGUCCCACGACGCCGUUGCGAUCUAGCGCCACGUGGGCGAGAACGAGCACGCAAAUCGCGGCGGGGCGAGAUGAAGAUGAAGAAAUGGCCAGGAUUUUGCGGCUCGGGCGGGAGGAGCAGGUGGCCGAGGAAGAGCGCAUGACGCGACUCGCCCAACGCGAGUCCGAGCGAGAGCACCAGGAGUUUCUCGAGCAACCCGCAACCCUUGCCGAGGUUCAGCAAUGGACCACAGACGAUGUGUGCGCGUGGCUGGAGAGGGAGGGACUGGGCCGCCACGCCAAGGCCUUCCGAAACGAAGUGGUCGACGGCCCGACCCUGCUCGAGAUCGGCGACACCGAGCUGGCCAGCUGUCUCGGCCCGCACGCCUCCAAAACCAGCCCAAGCCAAACCAACCACAAUCACACCUUCAGCAACCGCAGCCACUACACCAACAACUGCACUUUCAGCCUCAGCGACGGCAACAGCAUCCACGUCAACAAAGCCCACACCAGCAGCAACGACAGCGAAAACGAGAAAGAGAACGAGAAGAGCAGGAGCGAGAGCGAGAGCGGAGGAAAAGGGAGGAGCGAGAGCGAAGGGAGGAGGACGCACGUCUCGCCCGAGGAAGAGGACACACUGCUGGCGAAGCAGCUCGAGCUCGAGUCCAGCCUCGAGGCCGGAGAAGUGAUGGACCUCACCGCUCUCGAGGCCGUUUCUGCUGCUGCCGACGCCGCGGCCGCCGCACCACCGGUCCCUGCCCCGAUCGCGAGGCUCGCCCCAACCCGGCCUGCGCCGCCGUUGCCGCUCUGGUCGCUCCUCACUCAGCGCCUGGCCCAUGCCACGCAGGACGCAGAAGACCACCAGAUGUCAUACGAGGACUUGGUCAGCUUGCCGAACGUGGCCGUGGGCGUACGCGACAUCGACCGGCUACCCACGAUGACCUUCAGGGCGGGCAUGACCUGCGAACCGUCGUGCGUGAUCUGCCUGAGCGACUUCACCACUGGCGACACCCUUCGGCGGAUGGAGUGCAUGCACGUCUUCCACAAGGAGUGCGUGGACAAGUGGCUUCAGCAGAGCAAGAAGUGCCCCAGCUGCAACCGUGAGAUGGAUCUCUAA